Lathyrus sativus (Indian pea) is the source of this 231-nucleotide messenger RNA. The record is from the annotation of a GenBank genome assembly. NCBI's taxonomy places the organism in Eukaryota, Viridiplantae, Streptophyta, Magnoliopsida, Fabales, Fabaceae.
AUGCUUGCUGCAGCUCACACAUUAUAUGAUCCCAACAGAACAGUUAUUCAUAUCGAUCCCAACAACAAACAAGAUAUGGAAUUUUGGGAAGUAAAUAACAGCAAUAUUGCUCUAAUGGCGAAGAAUAACUGUGCAGUUGACAAGGUUGUAUGCCAAAACUUCACAUGUAGUGCCCCUGUGACUGAUCAUUCAUCACUUGAAGCUUUGCUCUCCCAAAAAAUCCCCUCUUAG